AUGAGCACAGUACAUUUCGACUACAUAAUUGUGGGUGGAGGCCUCGCAGGCUCCGUCGUUGCAAAUCGACUACUCAAUGCUGACAAGUCAUUGAAUAUCCUUCUGGUCGAGGCCGGCGUUGAUGCCUCUAACAACACUUUGAUCCCUCACGCAAACAAUACAGCGUUUCUCAUUGGGUGCGAGCUCGACUGGGGAUUCGUCACGACGCCUCAGAAGAAUCUCGAGGGUCGCAGGAUUGGAAACCCGGCGGGGAAAUGCCUUGGCGGGGGAACAGCAAUCAACAGCUGUGGAUGGAUCCGUGGGGAUCGUAGCGACUAUGACAGGUGGGCUGAGAUUGUUGGGGACGAAAGCUACAGCUACAAUUCUAUGCUACCUUAUUUUAUUGCUACGGAGGAAUACACCGACGGAAGUCAAGCUAGUGGACAACAUGGAUCCGACGGUCCGCUGCAUGUUGCCCGAGUCUCUUCGACCGGUCGCAAAUAUCCGCUGCGCGAGACAUUAGCACAGGCAUGGGAUGAGAACCAUGUCAGUGCCCUGCCUCACUUGGAUGGAAACAGAGGUAACCCUCAAGGUCGGGCAGAGAUCGCAGAGGAUCGUCGUGACGGACUGCGUCAGUUGGCUAGCGCUGCCUAUCCACUCGAUGGUGUCCAGGUCAUGACCAACACACUUGUGAGGCGCAUUAUUACAGCACCAGAAGACGACACACCGAAGGCUAUCGGAAUCGAAACAACAAGCGGCGAGAGAUACUACGGCAGAGAUAUCAUCGUCUCUGCGGGAGCAUACCGCACCCCACAGCUCUUGAUGCUCUCUGGAGUCGGCCCAGAAGAGAUAAUGUCACAGUAUGCCAUCCCAACUAUCGUUGACGCCCCGGAAGUUGGAAAAAACCUCUACGAUCAUCUGGAGCUCGUACAGUACUGGAAGCUCAAGGACCCUUCCAAGGGGUAUGCUGUUGGAUCCGACAACCCUCUCUUCGCCAAACCCGAAUUCGGACUCGGGGUGCCGGUUGACUGGGUCGUCACCACCAGCGUCCCCAGAGAUGGCUUAGUAGAGGCAAUUAUAGCGGAUGAAGGGUGUCUACCAUCAGCAGAUCACCCUCUCGUCAAAGCCGAGCGAUCCAUCCUAGAGUACAUCACGUUAUACGCCGCUGGUAGUGCUUCAGACCCGGUCGUACCCCUAGACGGUACCCACAUAUGUAUGACCAUCGUUGACCUACUGCCGACCUCGAAAGGACACGUUACCAUCAAUUCGACGGACCCGGCUGAUCCGCCUGUAAUCGACCCCGACUACUUGUCAACUGAGGUGGAUCGCUACGCCUGGCGCACGGGGCUGCGCACUGCCGCUCGGCUAUUUUUGGGGACCGAUUCAGGCAAAUCAUUCAUUGAUCAGGAAACCCCACCGGAUGGGUUUGAGCCGAUCAGCUUGAACUCUAGCGAUGAGUAUUUGGAUGCUAGGGCUCGGCAUGGAGCGUUUUCUACGUACCACCCAAUGGGAACAUGCUCAAUGGGCAAAGUCGUCGACAACAAGUUCCGGGUCCACGGAAUAUCCAACUUGCGGGUUGUUGACGCCAGUGUAAUUCCAACCCCAAUCGCGGGACAUAUCCAGGCCGCGUUGUAUGCCAUGGCAAUGAAGGCGGCGGAUGUAAUCGCCAGCAAGGUAUGA
Molecule: messenger RNA, 1659 nt
Organism: Aspergillus pseudotamarii
Lineage: Eukaryota; Fungi; Ascomycota; Eurotiomycetes; Eurotiales; Aspergillaceae
Product: GMC family oxidoreductase
Exons: 3
Coding region: 1-1659 (552 amino acids)
Molecular function (GO): oxidoreductase activity, acting on CH-OH group of donors; flavin adenine dinucleotide binding
Source: RefSeq, a predicted model, not a curated record